This is a messenger RNA of Anolis carolinensis (green anole), 4120 nucleotides long. RefSeq names its product transmembrane protein 119 (gene tmem119). The transcript is spliced from 2 exons. Gene Ontology annotation, biological process: positive regulation of osteoblast differentiation; ossification; positive regulation of bone mineralization. Lineage: Eukaryota; Metazoa; Chordata; Lepidosauria; Squamata; Anolidae. Gene Ontology annotation, cellular component: plasma membrane. The record is from RefSeq and is a predicted model, not a curated record. Bases 268 to 1077 code for a protein of 269 amino acids.
UCCCAAAUGGGGCCGGCCUGGCCUCUCCCCUCCUUCUCCCCUUCCCUCUUUUCCUCCUCUGGAAACCAGAUCCCAUUCCAGCUCGGCUCCUGACCCCGGUCCCAGCAUCCCUGGUGAGUCCUCUUCCAACUCUUUCCUUUCCUUGGGAAGCAGAAAGGACUGCAAGUCCCAGCAUCUGGGCUGUCAAACGGCCGGAAUCAUUGGGUUGCGGUGACUUUCCUAAAGUCUUGCCGUAUCCCAGAAGAAGCAUUCUCUCCUGGUGUUUCCAUGUCAGAGGGCUGUGAGAGUUUGACCGACAACAUGGCCGCUUCGAUCGACGUCUGCCUGUGGCUCCUGCUGGUGUUGCCGUUGUGCACCACGGUGUCGAUCCACAAAGAGGAGAUGGAGGAGAACGUGGGCAGCGGCGAGGGUGAGGGCUCUUCAAUCUUCCCUCCGGCGAGUGUAACUCCGGGUCUGGACCCCACGCCCGGCGAUCUGGCCAACGGGACGUCGCCCUCCUUCAACCUCCUGGACGGUAUCGUGGACUUCUUCCAGACGUACAUGCUGCUCAUCAUCGUGGUGGGCUCUCUGGUCUUCCUCUUCCUCUGCGUGGUCUGCGCCGCCGUGGUGGUCCGCCAGAAGCACAAGGCCUCGGCCUACUACCCGGCCUCCUUCCCCAAGAAGAAGUACGUGGACCAGAGCGACAAGGCCGGGGGCCCCAAGGCCUUCAGCGAGGUCCCCGAGAAGCCCGCCGACACCCGGCAGGAGGAGCCCGUGGACUCCACCAAGCAGCUGCAGGCCGACAUCCUGGCCGCCGCCCAGAAUCUGAAGUCGCCCAACAAGGAGAGCGCCAAAGGAGAGGAGAAGCCGGAGAAAGAGGAGCAAGAAGGGCCUCCAGAAGAGGUCUCCAAGAAGCCUACGGAGAUGCCUUCACAUGCUGACGCCCAAGGAGAAGAAGUUCCGUCUCCUGUUGAAGAACCUCAAGUGGAGGAGAGAAGUCCUCCUUCACCAGAAGAACCUGAGACCAAGACCACGGAGAAUGGGUCAGGCGAGGGAUGUCCUCCACCAUCUCCUGAGACGUGCGUUUCCGGCGAAUGAACAUCAACCCUACUUCAUGAACUGGCCCUCACAUGCAUGGACUGGCCCUGACAUGAACAUCAAUCCUACUUCCCGGAGUGGCCCUCACAUGAACAUCAACCCUACUUCAUGGACUGGCCCUCACACGCAUGGACUGGCCCUGACAUGAACAUCAACCCGACUUCAUGGACUGGCCCUCACAUGCAUGGACUGGCCCUCACAUGAACAUCAACCCGACUUCAUGGACUGGCCCUCACAUGCAUGGACUGGCCCUGACAUGAACAUCAAUCCUACUUCCCGGAGUGGCCCUCACAUGAACAUCAACCCUACUUCAUGGACUGGCCCUCACACGGAUGGACUGUCCCUGACAUGAACAUCAACCCUACUUCAUGGACUGGCCCUCACAUGCAUGGACUGGCCCUCACAUGAACAUCAACCCUACUUCAUGGACUGGCCCUCACAUGCAUGGACUGGCCCUCACAUGAACAUCAACCCUACUUCAUGGACUGGCCCUCACAUGCAUGGACUGGCCUCACAUGAACAGCGACCCUACUUCAUGGACUGGCCCUCACAUGCAUGGACUGGCCCUCACAUGAACAUCACCCCUACUUCAUGGACUGGCCCUCACAUGAACAUCAACCCUACUUCAUGGACUGGCCCUGACAUGAACAUCAACCCUACUUCCCGGAGUGGCCCUCACAUGAACAUCAACCCUUCUUCAUGGACUGGCCCUCACAUGCAUGGACUGGCCCUCACAUGAACAUCAACCCUACUUCAUGGACUGGCCCUCACAUGCAUGGAAUGGGCCUCACAUGAACAUCAACCCUUCUUCAUGGACUGGCCCUCACAUGAACAUCAACCCUACUUCAUGGACUGGCCCUCACAUGAACAUCAACCCUACUUCAUGGACUGGCCCUCACAUGCAUGGACUGGUCCUCACAUGAACAUCAACCCUACUUCAUGGACUGGCCUCACAUGCAUGGACUGGCCCUCACAUGAACAUCAACCCUUCUUCAUGGACUGGCCCUCACAUGAACAUCAACCCUACUUCAUGGACUGGCCUCACAUGCAUGGACUGGCCCUCACAUGAACAUCAACCCUACUUCCCGGAGUGGCCCUCACAUGAACAUCAACCCUACUUCCCGGAGUGGCCCUCACAUGAACAUCACCCCUACUUCAUGGACUGGCCCUCACAUGAACAUCAACCCUACUUCAUGGACUUGCCCUCACAUGAACAUCAACCCUACUUUCCGGACUGGCCCUCACAUGAGCCUGAGCCUGGUGCCAGCCCUACCACCACCCACAAAAUGUGGCUCUCCUUGACCCCAACGGGCCCCAUUCUUGUGUCACCACUAGCUGACUUGAAGGCGUGUACGCACUUACAUGACUCAAGGCAUGUGCCCCACUAAUAUUACUCCUUCCCAACUCCUUGAACAACAGGCUUCCCAACAGUCGGGAAGAGCAUUUGGGACCAUUCGUCUUAUGUGUGAGUUGGACUUAUAUAUGAGCUACUUAUACAUGAGUUAGACCUAUAUGUGAGUUAGACUUUUACGUGAGUUAGACGUUAUUUACGUAAUUGUAGGAGUGAUCUCUCUAAACUCGGCCUGGAAUGCUGAAGCCAAGGCAACAUCUUCCUCGAUCCAGACCAUUUUGGGUAGCCAACAAGAGACACUGGCUGCUCUUUGGAAGACUUGAAUCAUCUCCCAAAUAUGCCGACAAUGCUCCUGGGUCAGCCGGAAUUUAAGUUUCAAAGGAUAUUUACGACCCACUGCCGCUUUCAUUCCCGUGGCUCGACACCAUGGGGAGAGGCGGGUAAGAAAUAACAUUAUUAUGAUGAUGACGGGUAAGCAUCCCGUCAACAUCCCGGCUUGGCCGUCGCCGCUGGACUCAGAGCGCUCAACUGGGAAGGGGGCGGAGCCAAAGUGCUGCUUGCUUACACCUGAAAAUUACCUACAGCCUACAGUGUAACCAUAUAUAUUUGCAGGGAAUGCUCCCAUUGUUCAUGGAACAGCCUCAUUGCCUUAAAAGAACAGGAAUCCCAUUGAAACCAAGGGAGAGAAUCAACUGGGAAGGGGUGGAGCCAAAGUGCUGUUGGCUUACACCUGAAAAUUACCUACGGCCUACAGUGUAACCAUAUAUAUUUGCAGGGAAUGCUCCCAUUGUUCAUGGAACAGCCUCAUUGCCUUAAAAGAACAGGAAUCCCAUUGAAACCAAGGGAGAGAAUCAACUGGGAAGGGGCGGAGCCAAAGUGCCGUUGGCUUACACCUGAAAAUUACCUAUGGCCUACAGUGUAACCAUAUAUAUUUGCAGGGAAUGCUCCCAUUGUUCAUUGCCUUAAAAGAACAGGAAUCCCAUUGAAACCAAGGGAGAGAAUCAACUGGGAAGGGGGCGGAGCCCAAGUGCUGUUGGCUUACACCUGAAAAUUACCUACGGCCUACAGUGUAACCAUAUAUAUUUGCAGGGAAUACUCUCUGUUGUCCAUGGAACGAUCCCAUUGCUUUAACAGAACAGGAAUCCCAUUGAAACCAAGGGAGAGAAUCAACUGGGAAGGGGGCGGAGCCAAAGUGCUGUUGGCUUACACCUGAAAAUUACCUACAUCUACAGUGUAACCAUAUAUAUUUGCAGGGAAUGCUCCCAUUGUUCAUGGAAAGGCCCAGGAAUCCCAUUGAAACCAAGGGAAAGAAUCAACUGGGAAGUGGGCGGAGCCAAAGUGCUGUUGGCUUACACCUGAAAAUUACCUACAUCUACAGUGUAACCAUAUAUAUUUGCAGGGAAUGCUCCCGUUGUCCAUGGAACGAUCCCAUUGCUUUAACAGAACAGGAAUCCCAUUGAAACCAAGGGAAAGAAUCAACUGGGAAGUGGGCGGAGCCAAAGUGCUGUUGGCUUACACUUGAAAAUUACCUACGGCCGGCCCUGCCUACAGUGUAACCAUAUAUAUUUGCAGGGAAUGCUCCCUGUUGUCCAACCCGUGCCUGAAUUUGACAAAGGGAAUCCCCCGCCUUGGGCUUUGGACCACUGUCAUUAUUAUUAACCGUUGUUUACAAAUAAAGAUCUCGAUAUUUUA